Molecule: messenger RNA, 3990 nt
Organism: Perca fluviatilis (European perch)
Lineage: Eukaryota; Metazoa; Chordata; Actinopteri; Perciformes; Percidae
Product: TBC1 domain family member 10A-like
Exons: 9
Coding region: 412-1932 (506 amino acids)
Source: RefSeq, a predicted model, not a curated record
CGAGCUCGUAGUUACUGGCUAACUAUGAAAGACAAGCUGACGAUACAGCGGUAGUUUAUUGAAGGUAGGGUCGGUAUCGUAGCUAAUAGAAAUAGUUUGUGUUGGCACUAGCAGUUAAGGCUAACUUUACGUUAGCAACCCCACGAUUAGCUAGCUACUGUUAAAUCUAAAUGUUCAUUUUAAGUUUACACAGCUAACAUUAUCGAACGCACAAUACAUUUGGUUGUAACGUUAGAUCGCAUUUAAGUUCAAGAGAUAACAGUAGUUGGGAAGUUUAACUCGCGUCGAGAAAUCAUGGCGUCGAUGCGGUUUAGUUCGACAACAUAUGCAGAGGAGCAGUUCUGACUCUGGGCUGUCAACAAGCUCGCUGACGUUAGCUAUCCUGGCUAGCCAGCUAGCUCUCUUGCUACCAUGGCCAAAAUAGAGAACGGUCGUCAAUCAGUGGACACAAGGAGUAUCCGGACUAUCAGCAGCAGUCACCUCGACGAUGAAAGCUCUUUGGGAUCAGACUCCGAGAUCAACGGAUUCACCAGCGACAGACAAACCGAUAAAUAUGGAUUCAUUGGUGGGGCACAGCAGCACACGGAGGAGUCAGCUCAGGAUUUGCCCCCAGAGGUGCUCAGGCAAAGAGAGGUGAAAUGGCUCGACAUGCUCAGCCACUGGGACAAGUGGAUGAUCAAGAGAUUCAAUAAGGUAAGGCUGCGGUGCCAGAAAGGAAUUCCUCCUUCUCUCCGAGGCCGUGCAUGGCUCUUCUUGUCAGGGGGGAAGGUGAAGAAAGAGCAGAACCAAGGAAAGUUUCAGGAGCUGGACAGCCAGCCUGGGGACCCCAAAUGGAUAGAUGUGAUUGAGAAAGACCUCCAUCGGCAGUUUCCUUUCCAUGAGAUGUUUGUGUCACGGGGAGGACACGGGCAGCAGGACCUGUUCCGUGUUCUUAAGGCCUACACUCUGUACAGACCAGAGGAGGGAUACUGCCAGGCUCAGGCUCCCAUCGCUGCUGUGUUGCUUAUGCACAUGCCUGCUGAGGAUGCCUUCUGGGGGCUGGUCCAAAUUUGUGAGAAGUACCUUCCUGGCUACUACAGCCCUGGCCUGGAAGCUAUACAGCUAGAUGGAGAGAUCCUGUUCGCUCUGCUGCGCCGCGUCUCCCCGCUAGCCUACCGCCAUCUGGAGAAACACAAGAUCGACCCCAUCCUCUACAUGACUGAGUGGUUCAUGUGUGCCUUCUCCAGGACGCUGCCCUGGGCCUCUGUGCUGCGCGUCUGGGACAUGUUCCUCUGUGACGGAGUGAAGAUAAUCUUGCGUGUGGGUUUGGUGCUGCUGAAGUGCAUGCUGGGGACCCGGGAGAAGCUGAAGGCCUGCCAGGGACAGUAUGAGACCAUGGAGCUUCUCAGGGCCAUAGAGCCUCGAUACAUGCAGGAGGGCUUCCUCGUCCGAGAGAUUCUGGAGGUGCCAGUGACAGCGCGAGACGUGGAAAGGGAGAAUCACACCCAGCUGAAGCGCUGGAAGAAGAACCGCGGAGAGCUGAAUUUCAAAUCCCCCCCGAGGAUGCACGGCGCUCGGAUCAUCAUGCUGGCCGAGCCGCCGAGACGCCAGGACCUCCAGCAGAACCCCACCAUUGUACUUGAGGUGCCUCAGCCCACCCCGCAGCUGAAGAAGGGGAAGGAGGAGAGGAAAAGCAAGAAGAAGAAGAGCAUUAAGAAGUCCCAGCCCAUUGUGGAGAUCCCUAAUCCUUACUCUCUUCCCAGCGACCCCCCACCUCCUCCACACUCGGAUCCACCAGCUCCACCUGCAGUCAGCAGCGAGACGCCACAGACUGAAACAGACCCACCUCACCAGCAGCAAGAGCCUCCUACACACCUUCCCCCUGCCAAAGAAUCUCCUCUGCAACGAUCCACACAAAGCCUUAGCAGCACAGAUCAGGAUACAUACCUGUAGGCGUGUGCGUGUGUGUGUGUGUGUGUGUGUGUGUGUGGCACAAGCACCCUUAGGCCAACGAUCAGCCAGCCUUGCCAAGGUCUAUUAUUCCAUUGUUUGACCGAUUAGUGUUAAUUUGAUUAAUUUUAGACACCAUUUUGCCUAUAUUAUCGAUAUACACUAGAGCACCAUUGCUAAGUGUACACCUAUUUUGAUGCUUACGCCAUUUCUCCACAUGAAGCUGAUGUUACCUCCUGUUGAUGCUGUCAUUCAGAACAUAAGUCUUAGUAUUCUGUUUGCAAGGGAGACGUGUUACGGAGUUAUUGGGAGCAAAGCCAUUUCUUCAGAGCAGUGUGGUUUAAAUGGGACUAAGAGAACAAUGAGGUGCCACAGCUUAUGCAGUUUUGUUUUUUUUCUAUACAUUUCCACUCAAAUUCAACACUAUCGAGUUCAUGGGUAAUACCGUGCAGCAGUGGACGUAAAAGUCCAAACUACAGGCUUUUCAACUUCUUAAGCCUUUCUAUUUCAUGAGGGGUUUUGUUCACUAGAGGGCAGCCUGGCAGAGGUGUAUGCUGUCACACUCCCUGUUAGUAAAGCUGACCACAGCAGGGGUGGGAUUCCUAUCAGGAUUCACUUACUUUGGGAGGUAUUAAUCCAAGUUUUUUUUUCAGUAAGAAAACUUGUGCAUAUCAUGUUUUAUAUUCUUAAAUUUUAAUUGAAAAUCCUCUUUUCUGAAUCCAGGAAAUUGAGUCACACCACACUGUGUUCCUGCAAGUCUUUUUCCUACAAGCGCUAUUUAUUUAAAGAACAGUUUAAACAUGAAAUGUGUUGUUCAUGCAUGCCCUGCUAGUGCACAAAAGCUCUUUGUUUUUUUUUCCAGAGUCCGUAGAAUUGAUGUUUUAACUCCCAAUAUUCUCUGUGCCAGGCACUUCCAGCCACUUUAGCGCAGCAGUAAUUCACGUUGCUCUGGCAGCAGAGAGGAGAACACUGGACAUUCCUAACAGCAUGACCCAUUCCUGCCUUGUUAAAAGCUUGUCGGUCUAAAAACCGUCUCUUGCCAAUUGCAAAUCUGUGUAAUGUAUGUAUUUGUGCAUGUGUUUGCUGUGACAUCUUGGACAGCGAGUGAGUGCAAAUCACCGCAAAAUGGUGCUGACCUUCCGCUUGGCUUUGCUCAAAUAUCCAACUGGAGCAAAGAAGGUCUUGUUUAAAAAUAUGUUUGCUAGAAUUUCCAAAGCCGAAUCAAGACUGUUGUUUUGAGAUGACCUCCGACCGCUACCUGUGACCAAGCGUAUUCUAUUAGUACAGUCGAGAGGGAUUAAGUGAUUUCAAGAUUUCUUUGGGAUUUUUUUUUUUUUUUAAGCAUUUCUCUGUUGAAAAUCUGGCUCAUUUCUUUGGGAGAUAUGUAGACAUGCAAGGCUUUUUUUUUUCUUCUUCAAAACAUAUUUGACAAUCUUUUUUUUGUUAUGGUCCAAGUCUAUUUUCUAACUUUCAUCACAAUGAUAAAAGGUCAAGGGAGUUUUGACAAGCAUAAGCACACGUGUAAGAUGUGUUUGUGUAUAUAAUUAAUAUUAAAAAAAGUCUGCUAAAAGAUGCAUUUGUUGGGUCAGUUAUAAAAAAAAAACAAUGCUGUUUAAAAUAACACAUUUUUAAGCAGCCAUUUGCCUUUAUGCAAUAGUCUUUUAGUUGCUUAUAUUACACACCUCACAUUUCGCUGAUGUUACAUUUUAAUUUAAUGCUCAUUGUGUAGAUACAUGUAAAAUAACAAUUUGUUUUGUAUUGAAAUCUAUUUUCAAUGUGAUAUGCUAUAUUUUGUCGAGCAGUUACAGAAACUGCACUGGUGACAUCUCUAAAUCAUUCGAAGUGUCGGACAGUAUACCCUCAAUCAACAUUUGUAACACUAGAAAAAUCUGAUCUUUUGCAAGUGAAAAUGUUUUUUUUUAUACUCUAAGACGGACUGGUAUUAUUUUUACCAUUCACAUUAGGGUUGUAAAAAAGAUGUUUAACAACCAAGAGGCAGUACGCAUCAUCAUGAGUUUCAACUUUACAAAUAAAUUUGUGUUUAAAGCCAACUUAAAACCA